GCUGAUAGUGACAAAGUUUUUUUUUAGGCUUUAAGGAGUUCUGGAUAAUACCACAGAUUGGUUAAUUAAUAUUAGUAACAAUGUCCUUUACAAUAAUGCAAAAGUUAUCACUGCAAAGUCUCAAAGGGGAUCAGACUUUAUUGACGACCAUACGUAACGCCAGUAAAAAGACUGGAGGCAGCACGCGCAACAAGAAGGGACAUCCACGGCCAAAACAUCGCGGCUGGCGUGUUCAGGAUGGACAUUGGGUCUCACAGGGUACAUUGCUUGCGACACAACUAACAACUCGUUUUCAUCCUGGCAUGAAUGUUGGUUUUGGGCGAAAUGGUACGCUGUAUGCCAUGGAACAUGGGCGAGUAUAUGUGACAUGCGAGCGAUUGGAUCCAAAUUGGGAUCACACCUGGGUACAGCGAAACUACGCUGGGCGCGAGGGCCAAACGAUUUAUAAGAAAUUUUUCAAUGUUAUUACAGAACCACAGCAUCAGCGUUUUCGCUUAAUAGAGGAGGUUUAAAUGUUUCGGGCUUUUUUGUUGUUGAAUACUGAUGUACGAAAAUAAAUAAUGGGAAAUAUUUAGUUA
Rhagoletis pomonella (apple maggot) is the source of this 578-nucleotide messenger RNA. RefSeq names its product 39S ribosomal protein L27, mitochondrial (gene mRpL27). The record is from RefSeq and is a predicted model, not a curated record. Gene Ontology annotation, biological process: translation. Gene Ontology annotation, molecular function: structural constituent of ribosome. Gene Ontology annotation, cellular component: ribosome; mitochondrial large ribosomal subunit. Bases 81 to 512 code for a protein of 143 amino acids. Lineage: Eukaryota; Metazoa; Arthropoda; Insecta; Diptera; Tephritidae. The transcript has 3 exons.